Messenger RNA from Coccomyxa subellipsoidea C-169, 667 nucleotides. RefSeq lists its product as hypothetical. Bases 1 to 462 code for a protein of 153 amino acids. The transcript is spliced from 2 exons. The record is from RefSeq and is a predicted model, not a curated record. Gene Ontology annotation, cellular component: cytoplasm; membrane. Lineage: Eukaryota; Viridiplantae; Chlorophyta; Trebouxiophyceae; Coccomyxaceae.
AUGCUGUAUGGCUUUCUCAUCCAUGCUCCAGGAUGCCACUACUUCUAUCAGCUUCUAGACAGGACUGUGAUGCCAGAUGAGCCCACUGGCGCGCCAGCGAUCCUGGUCAAGGUUUUCUUGGACAGGGUUGUUUUCACUCCCCUGAACAUGCUGGCGCUGUUUCUUUUCACCGGCCUGUUGGAGGGCCUGCCUUGGCAGCGGAUACUCUCCACCAUCUGGCGCCGCAUGCUGCCACUGUGGCUGCUGAGUAAUGUGCUGUGGCCGGCGGCGCAUGUCAUAAACUUUCGAUAUGUGCCCAGCGAACAGCGCGUGCUUUUUGUGAACCUAGUGUCGCUGCUGUGGAACGUUGUCACUUGUCAGGUGGUGGGGCAGGAGGGAACGGUGCACCACAAAGUGGCCUAUGGCCUGAAGGGCCUUUCGCAUUUUCACCUGGGGCAUAGAAGCCCGACAGAAACGGUGUAGAUGAGAAACAUGAUGUACAACUUGCACUUCAUUCACACAUGUAUGGCGUCUAUGAUAUAACCCACUGACUGUGAGCCAUUGGCCGCCAGUGCCCAGCGGGCAAGCGUUCCGCACUCGGCGGCCACAGUCACGCUUCACUGUGGCACGGUGCCACGUGCACGUGCGUAUGCUUUCCUGUCGUAUUGCAAUAUAUGCAGACGAGCUC